UGGGGGGAGUUUGUAGGAGGUGGUAAAUGACAUCACAGCAGCCCAAAUUAAUAAGGUGAGGAGAGAAAGGAGGCUGGAGGAACAGAGUGGACUGGAUCUGAGAGUUUGGCAAUUAAAAAUCACAGCUGCAGUCUGCUCUCGCUGGGCACCCUGGCAGCCCCCGAGGGACCAUGCAGAGAUCACCCCUGGAAAAGGCAAAUCUCCUCUCGAAACUUUUCUUCAGUUGGACUAGACCAAUUUUGAGUAAAGGUUUCAGAAAACGCUUGGAAUUGUCAGACAUAUAUCAAAUUCCCUCAUCUAACUCUGCAGACAAUCUAUCUGAAAAGUUAGAAAGGGAAUGGGACAGAGAGCUGGCAUCAAAGAAAAAACCCAAACUCAUUAAUGCCAUUAGACGAUGUUUUUUCUGGAGAUUUGUGUUUCAUGGAAUCAUAUUAUACUUAGGGGAAGUAACCAAAGCAGUACAGCCUCUAUUACUGGGAAGAAUCAUAGCCUCCUAUGAUCCUGACAACGAAGUAGAACGUGCCAUUGCAAUAUAUCUAGGCAUAGGCCUGUGCCUUCUCUUUAUAGUGAGGACACUUCUUCUACACCCUGCCAUCUUUGGCCUUCAUCACAUGGGAAUGCAGAUGAGAAUAGCCCUGUUUAGUCUGAUUUACAAAAAGACCUUAAAACUGUCAAGCCGUGUUCUAGAUAAAAUAAGCACUGGACAGCUUAUCAGUCUCCUUUCCAACAAUCUGAACAAGUUUGAUGAAGGGCUGGCCCUGGCACAUUUUGUCUGGAUUGUACCUUUACAAGUGGUGCUCCUGAUGGGACUUCUUUGGGAUUUGCUACAAGCCUCAGCAUUUUGUGGACUUGCUUUCCUAAUAGUACUUGCUCUGUUCCAAGCCUGGUUAGGACAAAUGAUGAUGAAAUACAGAGAAAGGAGAGCAGGAAAGAUAAAUGAAAGACUUGUGAUAACUUCAGAAAUGAUUGACAAUAUACAGUCUGUUAAGGCAUAUUGCUGGGAGGAGGCAAUGGAAAAUAUGAUUGAAAAUAUAAGAGAAACUGAACUGAAAUUGACCCGAAAAGCCGCAUAUGUGAGAUACUUCAAUAGCUCAGCCUUCUUCUUCUCAGGUUUCUUUGUUGUAUUUCUAGCUGUGCUUCCUUAUGCCUUGAUGAAAGGAAUUAUCCUGCGAAAAAUAUUUACAACCAUCUCAUUCUGUAUUGUUCUUCGAAUGGCAGUAACUCGGCAGUUUCCCUGGGCUGUACAAACCUGGUAUGAUUCUCUUGGAGCAAUAAACAAAAUACAGGAUUUCUUACAAAAAGAAGAAUACAAAACAUUGGAAUAUAACUUAACAACCACAGAAGUUAUGAUGGAAAAUAUAACAGCAUUCUGGGAUGAGGGAUUUGGAGAAUUAUUUGUAAAGGCAAAACAGAAUAAUAGUGAUGUGAAAAUUUCCAGUGGUGAUAAUGGCCUCUUCUUUAGCAACUUCUCACUUCUUGGUACUCCUGUCCUUAAAAAUAUCAGUUUCAAGAUAGAAAAGGGACAAUUGUUGGCUGUUGCUGGAUCUACUGGGGCAGGCAAGACUUCACUUUUAAUGAUGAUCAUGGGAGAAUUGGAACCUUCAGAGGGCAAAAUUAAGCACAGCGGAAGGAUUUCCUUUUGUUCUCAGUUCUCUUGGAUCAUGCCUGGUACUAUUAAAGAAAACAUUAUUUUUGGUGUUUCUUAUGAUGAAUACCGAUAUAGAAGUGUCAUCAAAGCCUGCCAAUUAGAAGAGGACAUAUCAAAGUUUGCGGAAAAAGACAACACAGUUCUUGGAGAAGGUGGAAUCACUCUGAGUGGAGGUCAACGAGCAAGAAUUUCUUUAGCAAGAGCAAUAUACAAAGAUGCUGAUUUAUACCUCUUAGAUUCCCCAUUUGGCUAUUUAGAUAUGUUAACUGAAAAGGAGAUAUUUGAAAGCUGUGUUUGCAAGCUGAUGGCAAACAAGACCAGGAUAUUGAUCACUUCUAAAAUGGAACAUUUAAAGAAAGCUGACAAGAUAUUAAUAUUACAUGAAGGCAGCUGCUAUUUCUAUGGAGCCUUUUCUGAUCUUCAAAAUAUGCGUCCUGACUUUAGCUCAAAACUCAUGGGAUAUGAUUCUUUUGACCAAUUCAGUGCAGAAAGAAGAAGUUCAAUCCUAACAGAAACCCUGAGACGUUUCUCAAUAGAAGGUGAUACUGCUGUCUCCUGGAAUGAAGGAAAAAAGCAAUCUUUUAAACAAACUGGAGAUUUUGGGGAAAGAAGAAAGAAUUCUAUUCUUAGUUCACUGAACUCCAUAAGGAAAUUUUCAGUAGUGCAAAAGAGUCAACCGCAAAUGAAUGGCAUUGAGGAAAAUGAUGAUGAGCCCUUAGAAAGGAGGUUGUCUUUGGUGCCAGAUUCUGAGCAGGGAGAGGCAAUUCUGCCCCGGAGUAAUAUCAUGAAUACAGGUCCAACAUUCCAAGGUCGAAACAGGAGACAGUCAGUACUGAACUUGAUGACCCGCCCAUCAGUUUGCCAAGGUCAAAACAUGUAUAAAACGGGGAAUGCUGCCAGGAAGAUGUCCAUGGCCCCCCAGUCUAAGUUAUCUGAAAUUGAUAUUUACUCCCGACGUUUAUCUCAAGAUAGUGGCAUGGAUAUAAGUGAUGAAAUUAAUGAAGAAGAUUUAAAGGAGUGGUUUUUUGAUGAUGUAGAAAACAUCCCAGCUGUUACCACAUGGAACACCUACCUCAGAUAUAUCACUAUUCAUAAGAACUUAGUUUUUGUCUUAAUUUGGUGCCUCGUUAUUUUUCUGGUUGAGGUGGCUGCUUCUUUGGUUGGGCUUUGGCUCCUUAAGGACACCUCUUUCAAAGAUAAAACAAAUGGUACAAAUGGGACCAAUAAUACCAUUGGAGUCAUUAUCACUGACACCAGCAAAUACUACUUGUUUUAUAUAUAUGUGGGAGUAGCUGACACAUUCUUUGCCCUAGGAAUGCUUAGAGGCUUACCACUGGUGCAUACACUAAUAUCGGUCUCCAAAAUUCUACAUCACAAAAUGUUAUGCUCUGUUUUGAAAGCACCUAUGUCAACCUUCAACACUUUGAAAGCAGGGGGAAUUCUGAACCGUUUCUCCAAAGAUAUAGCAAUUCUGGAUGACCUCCUGCCACUUACAAUAUUUGACUUCAUCCAGUUAAUACUGAUUGUAUUUGGAGCUCUCAUUGUAGUGUCAGCCAUACGACCAUAUAUCUUUCUGGCAACAAUGCCCGUGAUAGCAGCCUUUAUUAUGUUAAGGGCAUAUUUCCUCCAAACCUCCCAGCAGCUAAAACAACUGGAAUCUGAAGCCAGGACUCCAAUUUUUACUCAUCUGGUUACAAGUUUAAAGGGACUGUGGACUCUACGAGCUUUCGGACGCCAACCGUACUUUGAGACUUUGUUCCAUAAAGCUCUGAAUUUACACACAGCAAAUUGGUUCCUAUACCUGUCCACACUCCGCUGGUUCCAAAUGAGAAUAGAAAUUGUUUUUGUCAUCUUCUUCAUUGCUGUGACCUUCAUCUCCAUUUUAACUACAGGAAAUGGAGAAGGAGAAAUUGGAAUUCUUCUAACUUUAGCCAUGAAUAUCAUGAGUACCUUGCAGUGGGCUGUGAACUCCAGCAUAGAUGUGGACAGUUUGAUGCGGUCUGUGAGCCGAGUAUUUAAAUUCAUUGAUAUGCCAGCUGAAGAACCUCUACCUACCAAAACGACCAAAUCAUUGAAGAAAAACCAGCUUUCACAAGUUCUGAUCAUUGAGAAUGAGCACGUAAAUAAAGAAAACUGGCCCUCUGGAGGUCAGAUGAUUGUCAAAGACCUCACAGCCAAAUAUAUAGAUGGUGGGAAUGCUGUAUUAGAGAACAUUUCCUUCUCAAUAAGUCCUGGGCAGAGGGUGGGCCUCUUGGGCAGAACUGGUUCUGGAAAAAGCACCUUGUUAGCUGCAUUUUUAAGACUACUGAACACAGAAGGAGAAAUGCAGAUUGAUGGUAUAUCUUGGAAUUCAAUACCCUUGCAGCAGUGGAGAAAAGCAUUUGGAGUAAUACCACAGAAAGUAUUUGUAUUUUCUGGGACAUUUAGAAAAAAUCUGGAUCCUUAUGGGCAAUGGAGCGAUCAUGAAUUAUGGAAAGUUGCAGAUGAGGUGGGACUGAAGUCUGUAAUAGAGCAGUUUCCUGGCAAACUGGAUUUUGUCCUUGUUGAUGGUGGUUAUGUUCUAAGUCAUGGCCAUAAACAGUUGAUAUGUUUGGCUCGGUCUGUUCUCAGCAAGGCAAAAAUCUUGCUACUGGAUGAACCAAGUGCUCAUCUGGAUCCUAUAACAUAUCAAGUCAUUCGGAGAACACUGAAGAAUGCAUUUGCCAACUGCACUGUAAUCCUCUCUGAACACAGGAUAGAAGCAAUGCUGGAGUGUCAGCGAUUUUUGGUCAUAGAAGAGAACAAAGUGCGUCAGUACGAGUCAAUCCAGAAGCUGGUGAAUGAGAAGAGUCUCUACAGGCAAGCCAUCAGUCACUCAGACAGGAUGAAGCUCUUCCCCCACCGGAACUCGAGCAGGCACAAGUCCCGAGCCAAAAUCACUGCCUUGAAGGAAGAAACAGAAGAAGAGGUACAGGAAACCCGACUUUAGAGAUUCACACCUGCAAAUUCUUGCCAGACUCACAUCACUCUUUAAAUUUUAUGGGAAAAGAGAGCCUCUUUCCUUCUCUCUGGGAAAACUUAUGAAUGAUGUUCCAAAUUAAGAAAGAUGAAAGAAGGCUUUUCAUGAAAAACUCUGUGUGUGUGUGUGUGUGUGUGUGUGUGUGUGUGUGUGUGUGUGUGUGUGUGCAUGUAUACCUGGGGAUGUGACUUCUUGCCAAAGGUGAAGCAAUGUAAAAGGCACUGAAGAUCCUUGAAGAGUUACCACUUAUUUUUUUUUAGCAACCCAGAUUGUCCUGAAACAUCUCUAGUUUUAUACUUACUGACUACAUAUGUGAUGUCCAUCAGCUGGAGCUUUCCAAGAUCAGCUUACUUGCCUUAUAAAACUUGGAGGUGAUUUUUUUUAAUCUUGGAAGAAUGAAAGCUUUCAAGUCUCAUUGUAGGGGUAAGCAAGAUGAAUUUAAGUUCAUGUGCCUCCAUUUCCCUUUUCCCCUUAACAUCAUAAAAAAGAGUGCCUACUGAUCAUUCUGAAUUUUCAAGAAUUCACUGUGUUAUAGGUGGCCAACUAUGGCUCCUUUCCAUAGUAUGUGAGUCAUAGCUUGUAGGAAUUAAUGAAGGAAAUGAGAACUAGUUGUCCAAAUAUCAGGACAAGAAUGAUUCAAAUAUAGGAAAACCCAUAUCUACUAAUCUAGAUAAUCUGAAUCCUUCUCUGUACAUGGAAAUAGGGAUAUUGGAAAGGUCCUGUAUGGUAGAGAAACAUUAUACUAUGUAAACUAGCAUACCAAGACUUCUUCAAUAUACUGGUAGUAUGAAGGUGAUAAACUCUCCUCCCUGUUGGAAAGUGUGAAGAAGUGCCCUUGUACAAGCUUGUCUAGGACCAUAAUCCAGAUAAAUCAGUAUACUGGGUGGAGGUGUGAUGAAUAGAUCAGAGAUACUAUAGGAAAUUCCAGAGGUGUUGUGUAGCAAUGUUUAUGAGUUUAUGACAUCUUUCUUAGGCUUCAUAGUAUAUACAUAAAGUGAGAGGUAGGUCAGAAGACACAUUGAGAUAGAGUUAAUAAAUGAAUCAGUUUUUGUAUUCUUCUAUUUUUUAAUUUUAGGAUGUAAUUGAGUUUUCCCUAGACAAUAUUAUUUAUUUUAAUAUUGUGUUAACUUCAUAUAAAGAAAAUUAUGUAUUUUAAGAAUGAUGAUGAUUCUGCACCACUUAGAAAUAUAUUUGUAUAAAAAGAUUUUUUAUAUCAGAAAUAUAUACUUUUGUGGCACUAGCUAUUUUUAUUCUACAUUUUAUUAUAACUGGAAAAAAAUUGCCAGACCCUAAGGGGAGGUAUAAAAAAAGGGGCAUUAUCUUUUCAGAUGUGUAGAAACGCGUCAUGAUUAUGCAGAUGUUGCACACAUCCUUUUUAAAAAAUAUCCAACCCCAAGGGUCACCUCAACCCCUUUCAGACAUGGUCUCAUAGAAGACAAUUACAAUGUGCAAACACUUCUAUUUAGUAUAUACUGCUUUCUAAAAUCCAAAUAGGCCUUGAAAAUUGCAUUUUAUUUAUUGUCAGAAAAAAAGUAUAUCAUGUGUGUCAAUAAAAUUCAUAUAUUUGUGUACAAAUCAGCUGCCUUUCAGAUGCAUUUGUUAGUUUUACAUCUUCUUUAGUGCUGGGGUCCUUUUGCAUGUAUGAGUUGAUUCUUAGCUCUGAGAAUGAAUCAGUAAUUAAUACUUUGAGAUUUUUGCUCCUCCUACUCUCUUUUCAUUCCCUAGCACAUUUCUGUGGAUGAAGAAUGAAUUGAAUCCUCCUGUUUGGCUUAAACUCUGUUAAACUCCCAUAUAAACCAUUGCCAUUUCAUGAGCUACUUCUUGGUUUGGUUGUGAAGUUUAUAGAACAGUUUUGGGAAAGUAAAUGGCUAUUGUCAUCAUCUAUUUCUUCACUUUGAAAGCCCUUUCAAAUAAUUAAUACUUUUGAAAGCAGCUAUAUCAAUCUGGUUUCAGACACUUCCUGUCAAUGUGACCCUGGGCAAAUCACAACCUCAAUUGCCUAGCUCUUACUAUUCUUCUACCUUAGAAUUGAUAUUGAUUCUAAGUCAAAAGGUAAGGGUUUGAAGAAGAAAAAAAAAGAGAGCAAAUAUAUCAAACCAUGCUUAGGAGCCUUCCUAUCCUGGUGAUAGCUUUACUUUCUGGUUUUCCUGCCUUCUUUCAAAUCCAACUAAAAUCCCACCUUCUGCAGGAAAUCUUUCCAACUCCUGCUAAUUAUUUCCUAUUUAUCCCAUGUAUAGCUUGUUCUCUCGUAGUUGUUUAAAAUGUUUUGUCUUUCAUUAAAUUCCAAGUUCCUUGAGGACAGGGAUUUGCCUUUCACUGUUUCUCCAGCACUUAGUAUCAUGCAUGCCUGACACAUAGUAGGUGCUUAAUAAACACUGACUUACUGAUCAGUAGGAAAUACUUAGAAGUUUUUUGUUGAUUUUUAUGGGGACUCAGUCACAUUUUCUGACACAAAAGGCUGGUUCUCCUUUAGAAUCAAGGAAUAACUCUUUCAAGGACCAGGUCCACGGGAAUUUUUAUAUAAGAACUGAGGAAACUAUAUUACUUCUGUCCUUGCCACAAUUUCAUAGCAAGUUAUUAAUUUUGUUGAGUAUU
Molecule: messenger RNA, 7241 nt
Organism: Monodelphis domestica (gray short-tailed opossum)
Lineage: Eukaryota; Metazoa; Chordata; Mammalia; Didelphimorphia; Didelphidae
Gene: CFTR
Product: CF transmembrane conductance regulator
Biological process (GO): bicarbonate transport; chloride transmembrane transport
Cellular component (GO): plasma membrane; apical plasma membrane; cytosol
Molecular function (GO): ABC-type transporter activity; chloride channel activity; ATP binding
Source: RefSeq, a predicted model, not a curated record